Phytophthora infestans T30-4 is the source of this 705-nucleotide messenger RNA. RefSeq lists its product as uncharacterized. Lineage: Eukaryota; Oomycota; Peronosporomycetes; Peronosporales; Peronosporaceae. The transcript is spliced from 3 exons. The record is from RefSeq and is a predicted model, not a curated record. The coding region runs from base 1 to 705 and encodes 234 amino acids.
AUGGAGCAAGGCAGGGCUCGGUCGUUGCUCCGGGCGAGCGCCACCGACGCCGAUGCCGUGCGUCAGUACCUGCAGUCCAUCGAAGCAGACGAGCUAAACGGCCUAUUGGACGGCAUCGCCCCUCGCGACGCGAAAUGCGGCAAGAAGAAAAGCGAGUUCCUCGUCCAGGACGAUUGGCUGCCUUUAGUGCAUCUGCUGGUGCAAUGUGAAGCCACACGACUGCGCGCUGCCUCCAGAGUCAUCCAGGUAUUGCGUCGAGGCAGUCCCAGCGAGCUGGAGAGCAUGCAGCUGCUCACCGAGAUCAAUCUGGGCUACUCCAGUGCGCUGGACGAGCUCCAGGAGCUUCAGAAGAAGAAGAAGAAGAAGUUGCAGCACUCAGUCAAGAGGAAGAAGCUGCUGGACGAGAUCCACGUGGUGCUGGAAAUUGUCUUCAGCUUCUUAGAGGAAGUGGUGACCGACGCCAAGCCCAGUAAUGGCAAGGUGCUGCCACAGCUGCUUGGUCUGGUGCCUUAUUUUCUAGGGAUGAGUGGAGAGCUGAAGGACGAGACCAGGCCCAGUGAGAGCCUGGCCAAGCUGCUGGAGCUGCCGUGGAGCUGCCAGACGGUGCCCAGUCUACUGGACGCGCUGGUGGAGGACAGUGCGCUGAUGUCGAAGGAGAGUUGGCAACAGCUUCAGGUGCGGAGAGGAAGGAAAACGAGACGAUGA